AUGGGAGACUCUGAAAAUUAUGUGAAGAAGAGAAGAGCAAAGGUCCAGCAGAAUGGCGGUGGACAAGACUCCAAGAAACUCCGGAAUCGAUUGUCCCAACAAGCCUUUCGGGAAAGGCAAGCAAUAUAUGUGAAGGAACUCGAAAAACGUCUCCAAGAGUCCCAGAAACCAGAAACAUGCCGAAUGGCGACGUUGGAGGAAGAGAACCGUGCUUUACGCGAUCAGCUACUGGUGUGCCGCAAGAAGCUCAGAAACAUCCAGGCAUCUUUGGAAAGUGUAUCUGUUGGCAUCACAGGUGCCCUUUAUGAUAAAGAUCCCUUUACAACACACUGCUCACUAUCAGGCUCAGAAGGUGAGCAACCAGAACCGGAUGCGGGGAUGGAAGGGGAAAUGGAUCGAAGCGCAGAGGAUCUCUCCGAUCCCAGGGAACUUAGCAUCAGCUGCGAUACCCGGGAAUACGAUGGUGCUUUCAAGGGGCCUUCAGAAGACACGAUGUUGCCACAAAGUGACACGCUCAUAGCGGACAUCGGAUUGCCCAACAUACCCGCUCGCGGUGAAGGUUCCGUUGGUCAGCUAGAGGCUGCCCCCAUUCUCUGCUCGGAAUUGCUUGCCGAACUCAAUUCUUUGGAAGUCCUAGAGAGCAGCUUUCAGCGUACUAAUAUGGCAAAUCAACUCUGCGCACCAACCGACUUUCCCUUCAACUCGGCCGGAAUACUCUUCGGAACCGACUCACUUUUCUCCGCUCACAUCAUGGCAUUCGAAUCUUGUAUCACGCGAAGAUGGGACGAAAUGAAACACGAGCUGCACAAUAACCUGGACAGCCUCCGUUCGGUUGUGGAUCUUAUGUUAUCAACAUUCGUUGGUGCAGUAUGGCCAUCGAUGACAAGCUUCUAUGCCUAUACAGGUGGUCAUAUUCAAUUAGGAAGAUUGAUUAUGUGGCGAGUCGACUCAAACCCGGAGACCUAUGCAAAUCUCCACCAGGCUUAUAGGCCCACUCUCCUACAGCUAUCGAGCUUGCAUGCGGCAAUCAUUGACUGGAUACCAUUUCCAUCACUAAGGGACCGAAUCAUCCAGGCAUACAAUAACGAACAUCUGGAUCGCCUAAUUGGCGACAUCGGCGACUCAUACGUGCUACAAGUCGACUUAUCGAAACUAGUGCAAGGCUUCAGUACAAAACUUGGGUUCGUGGGACUGUGGGACCUUGUGACAGUCGCAACGUCAGAACACGCCUCGAGAGAUGCUCUUCCGUUCCCACCAUCUCUGUCCGCCAUUAACACAAGAGCGUGUCCUGAAAUCGAUCGAGCUUGGCAAUCAAUUAACAACAAUACCAAGGAUUACCGUCUACCGGCACCGAGCUUGGAAGCUCUCUUUACAUCUCCCGAGUAUGCCCUAGCGGCUAUUCGUUCCUUCAACUUGAAAAGCGAUCCGUCUUCGGUUCGCAUAGAUCCUACUUUCUUCCAAAAAUACCCGGAGCUACAGGAAUCACAAUCAGCACUUAUCGCAAGAGGCACUCCUCUACGGCGCCCAGAUAGACCAUGUUUUCCUCUUCCCACAACUAUGACGACAAUGAUGAUGCAGAAAUAUCACAAUGUCGCAACCUGGGCAUUCGAGAGCGCGCUGGAAAAGCUGCGAAACUAG
Molecule: messenger RNA, 1638 nt
Organism: Fonsecaea pedrosoi CBS 271.37
Lineage: Eukaryota; Fungi; Ascomycota; Eurotiomycetes; Chaetothyriales; Herpotrichiellaceae
Exons: 4
Coding region: 1-1638 (545 amino acids)
Biological process (GO): regulation of DNA-templated transcription
Molecular function (GO): DNA-binding transcription factor activity
Source: RefSeq, a predicted model, not a curated record